AUGUCAAGCUAUGUCGCAGUUAAUAAUGAUGAGACUCAUUGUAAAUCACUAAAUUUAAAUGGAACUAUGCAUGAAAACAAAUUUGUGACAAAUGUUCACUUAGGACGUAUCACAUUCAGUCGACCGAUUGCAGAUUGGGAUUCACUAAUGUCUAAACAUACUAACUCAAGCAUUAAGAAAAGUCAUUGUUGUUUAAAAUCAUUAUCAUGUUGUAGUAAACAACAAUGGAAAUCAUAUUCGAUAUACUUUAUCAAGUCUAUAUUUCCAUAUUUUUUGAAAGAUAUCUCCGGUGGUUUGACAAUAGGCGUUAUGAAUAUCCCACAAGGUAUGGCAUAUUCAUUACUCGCUGGUUUACCACCUGUUUAUGGAUUGUAUAUUGGUUUUUUAAGUCCAUUGUUCUAUGCAAUUUUCGGACGUUGUACACAAUUUUCUAUGGGUACAUUUGCUGUUGUAAGCCUACUGAUUGUUGGCCCAAUUGAACAGCAUAGUUCAAAAGUCGCAGUUAAUCAUCAUAAUUCCAUCAUAAAUUCAAACUCUACACUAGUUGAAGAUAUAAUAACUAACAAGUUGCCACUACAAUAUUCAGAACCAAGAGCAAUUGUAGCCGUGACGCUUACUUUCCUAGUUGGAAUUAUACAACUUAUUAUUGGCUUUUGCCAACUGGGUACAUUUACGUCAUAUUUAGCGCCAUCAAUGGUAUCUGGUUAUACAUCGGGCGCAGGUUUUCAUGUGUUAAGCAGUCAAAUCUGUUCAUUGUUCGGUGUAAAGUCUGCAAAGAAAUAUCAAGGACCUGGUUCAUUCUUUAUGGUCUAUGUGAAUUUGUUCAAAAAUAUACGUGAGACAAAUUUGUUCACACUACUUAUAUCUGCUGCAUCGAUUGCGUUCUUAAUGAUUAUUAAAUUUUGUGCUGAACCCCUACUGAAACAAUAUAUAGAUUUGAAGAUUCCAAUACCUAGUGAAUUGAUUUUGGUUGCUUUAGGCACUAUAAUUUCUGGUACAUUAAAUUUACACUCUACUAAGAAUGUUUCAAUUGUAGGAUAUAUUGCGAGCGGAAUGCCACAGGUGACAGUACCCCAUUGGAGCAUAAUUCCAGAUUUACUUCCAGAUGCUAUUUUAAUUGGAUUUGUUAGUACGUUCCUGUCGGUUUCCUUAGUUAAAUUAUUCUCUUUAAAGUACAGAAAUAAAGUUAAUUUUAAUCACGAAAUCUUAUCACUCGGUAUUAUAAAUACAUUCACAUCAUUUUUCUCUUGUUUCGUCCAAUCUGGUAGUCUUUCUCGUAGUAUGGUAUUAGCGGGAACAAAAACCAGAACACCGCUAUCAGGUAUAUUUAGUUCAAUGUUGAUUGUAUUUGUACUGUUAUUUUUGGGCCCGUAUUUUGAAGCAACACCAUCAUGUAUUUUAUCUGCUAUAAUUGUGGUAGCAUUGAAAAAUAUCUUGACACAACCGAAGAAACUACCAUAUCUAUGGAAUACUUAUAAACCAGAUUUUUUUCUAUUCACUGUAACGUUUUUGGGCACUAUCAUACUUGAUGUAACUUACGGUCUGUUAGUUGGUCUAAUCUCUUGUCUUAUUGUAUUAACGGAAAGACAGCGAAGCAUCAAACUACUGGAAUUGUGCAAUAUCUCAGGCACAGAACUUUAUGUUCAUAAACAUUAUGAACUAUUAACCAAAACGCAAAUAGACAAAACUCAAUCUGAUUAUCUAUUGUCAUCGAUUAAAGCAAUACGUGUUCUAGGUUCAUUAAACUUUUCAUCAGCUGAAAACUUCACAAAUCGCAUUUACAAGACAAUUAAUAAUAUGAUGUUAGAUGAAGAUUUCAAUUAUGUUAAUAAUAAUGUAUUAAGUCAUCACAAUGGAAUUAAUGAUAAAAUACAAGAUGGAUAUCACAAUCAUUGUCAAUUAAAUGAAGCAUCUGUGAAUACAAAAGAUAGUAAGAAUAAUAUUUAUGAACUUUCGAAAAUUUUAAAUGAGAGAAAUGGAACAAAAUCCAAUGAUAAUUACUUAUUGAGAAAUAGUAAUGUUGUCAGUAAAUCAAGUGAUAUACUCAGGACAGAAAGAUGUAAUUUGUCUCAUCGUCAAACUGAACCAAAUCUACCUUCAUUACAUGUUGACCUGCAUGACUUUCUAAUGAAGCAUGAUGGGGAAAAAUUACGAAGAUUUCUUUUGUUGGACAUAUCUGGAAUUACUCACAUUGAUCCAGCUGGGGCUGCUGCACUCACUGAAAUACAACGAAAUUUGUAUAAAAACAAUCUCUUUGUGAUCCUAUGUGGAGAUCCAACUCCAUUCAAAUGUUUAUCUGCAUGUGACUGGUAUGUCUGUCCUGGAUUGAAAUCAAUCUAUCCUACAUUAUAUGAUGCUGGAGCUGUUUGUGUUAAGUUGCUUUGUCAAGAUGAAUCAAAUCCAAGGAGAAGCUCAGAAUCACGGGUAAAUGAUACGAAUAGCGAAUAAGCGAAUUGUGAACCGGUCACUGUUGGAUCACCAUUGAAAACCUGGAAACACUAGACGGCCGUCUCGUCCUAGUAUGGGGCUUCUCAGUAGUGAUUGUUUGGUUUUCCGUCAGUUAAAUCAUCAACCACCUUUCACUUUAUUUCGAGUGGUAAUUCUUCGUUAUUGAACACAACGGCAUGUGCACACAUAUAUUCACUGAUUGUGGAUUGACGGGACAUUUUAAUCAGCAAGCUGCAUAUUACCUAUUAACAAAAUCAGCGAUAUUUUAGACUGAUGAAAAAUACACUUGUAUGCUUAGUUUUUACUAUCAAGUUAAGAGUUGUGUUAAAUCUGAUCCAUUAAAAGUGAUAACAAUAUUCAUGCUUAUCACAUUCUGUCUAUACUUGCUAAGCAGUUAAUGAGAUCUGUCUCACUGACCUAGAAGGUGAUGAAACCGAUGAGAAAACAACAAAUUCGCGGUCUUUUUUUUAUCAAAAAUAUUGAUCUAGUUAGUUUGCAUAUGAUUUAAUGUUCUCGGAGGUUAAUUCGCCUUUUCAUUCCAGUCAUUAGCAUCAAGCUAACUUCUUUAAAUAGAAAACGAAUGUUAAACGUUGAUCACAAUUACUUUCCACAUACCAGAUUAUAUGGAGGUCGAUGAGAUGACUAGCUAUAUUGCAAGUCUGGAGUAUGAGAAAUAAGCAGUAUUUAAUACACUCAGUCAUUGAGUAAAAACGUUCGUACUCAAACUAUGAGCUGAAAUGAAGAAGUGGAUUCACAGUCCUAAACUCAUGACUGACUAAACUAUGUAGCUGAAAUGGACUCUAUUUCAAAUGGAAAGUUUCAAACUGUAUUUUAUUUGACACAAAAUUGAUUGUCUAGCUAAGAUCAAAUCAUGAUGUAAACUAUGAAGAUUCAAUAAUUUCCACAUGCACCUUAUACCAAAAAAGAAUAUUAACGUGUUAUUUAGUGACGGAUUUCAAGAUGUAAUUCCAGGAGUUCUGAUGAUACUUUGUGGCUACUGGAAGUUAGACAUGUCGGGUGUGAGGCACUUAUCCACCAACAGAAAUAACGGAUUAUUUCGCGACAGCGCAGAUUGACUAAAGUUGGACACAUAAACCAUUAGAACCUGACUCAGUAGAUUUACUAUUAGACUCUUGCUGUAGAUGUGAAUAUCUUGGGUUGGAACCCCUGAAGAGAUGAUAGAUGCGCUAAGCUAAGUAAUCACACACUAGGAUGAAACAGUCGUCUAGUACUUCCUGGUUUUCACUGGUCGUUUAACUACAAUCAGGAAAAACGCGCUAACAACAACAAAUAACACAUAAUACGUAUCCUUAAAAUGACCAAACAGAUCAAUCAACUUAAAAUGACUCAUUCAUUUAGUAGUAACUAUGUGGCUUAAAAAGCAUAAAUUUAGAGAACGUGCAAAUAGACUAUAAUAGUUAAUGUUAUUGUAAAGCAAACUUACUAAGUACUUAUUAAAAUGAGAAGAAUUAACUGCUCAAUUUUCAGUGAUUCACGGGACUUAACUCUAUAUUAUGCUACAAGGAUCCUUGAAAAUGAAAACAAAUUUAUGUCUUACAUGUGAUUUAUGGCAGAUCAUGCUGGAAACAUGAACGGUUUAGAUAUUACGAUAGAUUACUAAAAUAUUAAAAGAUAUUAGUCCAAAUCUUCAAAAGAAAUGUUAAUUACUUUGAUACGUCAGAUAAAAUGAACUGUCACAAUCUUUGUGGACAGGUUAUCUUUAUUUAAUCCAACCUUUCGCUAUAAAGAUUAUCGCCUAAUUUCAUCCCAUAAAAGUUUCAUAAAGCUUUAUUUAAAUAAUUAAUCUUUUUAAGUAAAUUGUGGACUCCAGGUAUUUGUAUUUCUUUACUGUUAAUAAUUAAACUGACUUUGACUAUUCCUCCAUUCAGCAUAUGGGUUUCUGUAACAAAUGUUUGAAUAUUGCAUAGAUUUAUAAUUCACUUUUAUUAAAGAUCGUUGGAUUAGCAAUACG
This is a messenger RNA of Schistosoma mattheei, 4420 nucleotides long. The record is from the annotation of a GenBank genome assembly. NCBI's taxonomy places the organism in Eukaryota, Metazoa, Platyhelminthes, Trematoda, Strigeidida, Schistosomatidae.